AGUACAACAAGGCAGUCCGGAGCUUCUCCGCUCCUUGCCAUAUCCAGAUCAGCCACAGAAACUCAGAAAGUAGUCCACUGUAGGGAUAAAGAUUACGGAUUACGGUUUUGCUUGGAAGUGGAACAUGGUGUUAACUUUUUUAUCAUGAAAGGGGAGCUUCUAAAGUUGUUUUGCCUCAUGCCAGAACACUGAAUUUAUUUUUUUUUUUUAAUUAUAGUGCUGUUUUUGUUAUGUAUCUAUAUUUCUAAGUUUGGACACAUGGACUGAUCAGAAGUUUUCACAUCUUGGAAUAAUGAUUGGCUCCUCCCGGAGACAUAUUUAUUUGGGGAUUUAACAGUGGUCGUUGUUUCCUUUUUCCUUUUUUUUUUUUUUCAAAGACUGUAGGUUUAUAACACAUUUUUCAAAAGCUAUGGAAUUAUCUGUGCAAAUUCUUCUUUUUACAGCUUUUCUCUCGUUUAUUAAGGUUUAUGCUCAAGUGGUACUACCUGCGAAGCAUCCAGGCCUGAAGGUGUUGGCCACGGCUUCUCAUUAUUGGCCUCUCGAUGCUGUGGAUGGAAUCCAUGAGCUGUGGGACCAGAUUGGAAACAGACCAGGUUAUGUUAACGGAAGUAACAUAACUCUCAGAAUCCACAACCACACUGUGCUCCCUUCCUCCCAUAACUCUUCCUAUGUGUAUACCAAUGACUCUGCCUACACUAACAUUUCUGCAACAGUAGACAUUGUUGAAGGAAUGGUCAAUAAGGGCAUCUUUCUGAAUGGAGAUAAUGGUGGUACUUUUCUCCACUUUGGAAACUACCAGAACUCAUGUAUUAGUGACCCUACUUGGUGCGGUCCUGAGGGGAUUACCUUCUCCUUUUUCUGGAAAAACCACGAGUCAGAGUCCCGUUUUGCUGUAGCGUCUGGAGGGAAAGUUAUCUCUAAUGGCUUCUCGGUCUACACCAAUCCCUUUGGAGGAUACGUGGAGUUUUACACUCGAGGCAACAACCACCGAUGGAGGGUCCACAUCAAAGUUCCAGGACCUUUCUGGACCCACAUUCUCUUCACGUGGACAAAAAAGGAUGGCCUGAAGGUCUUCACCAAUGGGACCUUCACUGCUGGUGACACAGAUGGCAUGGUCUCAGAGAACUAUGGAGAACCUUACCCUGACCUUGUCAUUGGAACAGGCAACGCACAGAGCAACAGAGCAUAUGGUCACUAUGUAACUGGUGCCUUCGAUGAGUUCGUUAUCUGGGAAAGAGCACUGCCACCUCGCGAGAUCUCACUCUACUAUGGUGCAGCCAUAGGCCAGGCCAUUGUUUCUGCCACAACACCCAGGGUCUCCAAAGAAGUUACUUCAACUGCACCAACAGUUAGAGCAACUGAAGUGAGUCCUCCUGUCGUCAGCCUUCAACACAACGAGGACCAAAGCUCCCAAGAACCAGAGUCCUUGCCAGUGUUGGGCUUCCUUAAGGCGCUGCCCAAUAGGACCAUUCCUUACAACACUGCCAACAACCUCACACAGGCUUUUCUCAAAAGUGUGGAAGAAGUGCUGUCCUCUCCAGGGCUGCCAGAGUUUUCUGUUUUGAAGCAGCAGUCCAUCCCUGUGGUCAGCGGUCUGAUCGAGACCGUGGACAGAGUGAUGGAACACAUGGUGACUAACCUGGAGCCCAGCCCCAACUCUCUCAUCUCCCUGGGUGGACAAUCCCUUAUUGCAGAUUACUCUCUGAUGAAAUUCCCACAAAACUACAACCUGCACCAUUACCGCUUCCCCAAACUGGGCAAGAGUUACAUCUCUGUGCCUGGGGAGGCUUUCACCAUGCAGUCUCAAACCACCAUUGUUGGGCUUUUCUACCACAACAUGCACAACUACUACAAAGAGAUCAGCCCUGUCAAGACAAGGAUUAACGAAGCAUCUGAUUUCAAAGAUCACAAGAUCCAGGUAGCCAGCUGUCUGAUUUCUCUGAAAGUGGAGCCUUCUCCGGCACUAGCACUCAACCUCUCUGGAGCGCCGCUCAUCAAGAUUGUCCUCACCCACAUCCUGAGCAAGGAACAGCAAGAGCAAGUCCUAAACCAGAGCAACAAAGUGUUCCUGUACUGUGCCUUCUUAGACUACAGUUCAAAUGAGGGCGUAUGGUCCAACGAGGGCUGUGUACGCUCAGAUGGAAACUUGACGUACUCUGUGUGUUUGUGCAACCACCUUACCAACUUUGCCAUACUGAUGCAGGUGGUGCCCUUAAAGCUCACCACUGGCCACAGGGUGGCACUAUCAACCAUCGGUUAUGUUGGCUGCUCGAUAUCCAUCAUCUGUCUCGCCAUAACUCUGGUCACUUUUGCAGUUCUGUCGUCAGUGAGCACCAUCCGUAACCAACGCUACCACAUCCAUGCUAACCUGUCCUUCGCCAUCCUGGUGGCUGAGAUUUUACUGCUCAUCAGUGCCCGCUUUGAGCCGGGCACGCUGCCUUGUAAAGUCAUGGCUGUCCUGCUUCACUUCUUCUUCCUGAGCGCCUUCGCCUGGAUGCUGGUGGAGGGCCUCCACCUCUACAGUAUGGUGGUCAAGGUGUUCGGCUCUGAGGGCAGCAAACACUUUUACUACUAUGGCAUCGGCUGGGGCUCUCCACUGGUGAUAUGUGUUGUGUCCAUGACAUCAGCUCUGAACAGUUAUGGCGAGGUUGACAACUGUUGGCUGUCAUUGACGAAUGGAGCCAUCUGGGCAUUUGUAGCACCGGCUCUGUUUGUCAUUGUGGUGAACAUUGGCAUACUGAUAUCUGUGACCAGGAUCAUUUCUCGGAUCAGUGGAGAGAGUUACAAGAUUCAUGGAGAUGCCAAUGCAGUCAAGCUGACAGUGAAGGCAGUAGCAGUUCUCCUGCCUAUACUCGGCAUUUCCUGGAUCUUUGGUGUUCUCGCUGUCAACACUCACUCAUUGCCCUUCCUGUAUAUUUUUGCGGUAUUCAACUCAUUACAGGGGUUCUUUGUCUUCUUGUUUCACUGUCUUCUCAACUCUGAGGUCAGAGCUGCUUUCAAACACAAAACCAAGGUGUGGUCUCUCACCAGCAGCUCCAUCCGAAACAUUAAUGUGAAGCCAUUCAACUCUGACAUUAUGAAUGGAAACAAGGAGGGCGUGACACCUACCAAGAUGAACACAUGGGACAAAAGCACCAACUCUGCCAAUCGCAUCGACCUCUCCGCCGUGUAAAGGGAGAGCGAUCUGAAGCACACUAGUGUAGUACGACAAACACUGGCCAGAGUGUUCUCUCACUAUGUUAAAGAAUUGGACACUCAUCUAUAGUGAUACCAAUGUAGAUGUUGUGUAUAGUUUCACCUUUAAAGACAGACAGACAGACUUUAAGGACUGUGCCUCAUUAUUGUCUCAUAAAAACAUAUUGUUUUCUCAAAAACAAAAGCAGGGAUUUCUUAAAGUGAAAGUCAAAACAUCCAGGAGGGCAGUUCAGGGUUUGGGAAGGGCGUUCUGCGUCUUCAUUUGUUGCAUGGUCCACUGGUAUAUUGCUGUUGGUUUUUCUAAAUGGCCACAGAAAAGUUCUACAUUUUGGGAAAUACAUUAAUUUGCUUCUUGCUGAUUGUUAUGAAAAGAUUGUUGGGCGUCACUAGUAAUGGCGGCUUGCAAUACUUUAAUUCAAAUAGUUAAUUUUUAAUGAAUACAUUAUUAUAAGUGUAGUUGGAACUGGGGGAUUUGAAUCAAAUCAACAAGAAAACAAUUACCUGUAUUUCCCAAAAUGUGAAAAAUUUUACUUUAAAUCAAAAUAAGAUUGUUGACAUUUUUAUUUGUCCCACAAAAUCAAAUAGUGCAAAUACACCUGCUUGAAUUUAUAUGUAAUAUUUAAAGUUUUGGCAGGGUAUUGUUGGAUACAAAUACAUAAACUUGGAUAUAAUGAAAAUAAACACAUUUUGUCAAAUAUAGUGUUAUAUUAAUGCACUAUAAACAUCAUCAUACUGGUUUAACCAGCUGUAAACAUUUAUUUAUCAUCACAAAUCUCUAAUUUUACCUGGAUGGGAUUCUUAGAUUCACCUGCUUUAUUCUUUAAUCCAAUAUUGGGGACAGCACAAAACAACUGCAUGAUAAUAAAGGAUGAAGCAGCAGUGAAUUAGACCCUAUGUAAUUCUGAUAUAAUGUAUUUAUUUAUUGUGUGAAUCGGAUUUCUGGAUCAUGUCUUCUGCAAAGUACCACAGCACAUGUUCUCAUGUCAAAUUCUGUCUAUUUGUGUGUUUCCUCUCUUGAAAUGAACUGGUGUAUUUGCAGUACCUCACACCGUAGUAAGCUGUAAGUAUGUUAAGCUUCUUGAGGAAAAGUGAAUACUGGUUGUGUCUGUCAAAAUUCUGUGAAGGUGUCUUUGGCUAUUUCUGUUGCUAAUUUCUUUUUAAUUUUCAUAAUUUUUUGUACAAUGAAAUGCGUUUCCUUUUUUUCUUAAAAUACUGUGAGAAUGGAGGGAGAUAACAUAAUUUGAAAUGUUAUUGAUCUACACUGUACAAACAUUAACUUUCCUAAAAGCAGGAUUUACUGUAAGUCACUCUGCGUUCACUUUUCCUGUCAAAUGUAAGAAUUUCAAUAUUUCUAAGCUUUUAAGGCCUUUAAUGAUUGUUGUCUUAAGGUACUAUUAUUUGUUCUUCCAAUUAUCUUUAUUAUAAAACGUCUAUGAUAAGGAAAACGUGUCAUCCUUUUUCAAUGAUUUUCACUAUCAUACUCAUUUGUAUUGGUUGUAGACCAUUACAAUUACUGUCAUUAGUGCAUUUGUAAAUGAGAAUUACACUAUUAUGAAUCAAUAUUUUCUAAGGAUGGCUUUGUAAACAAUAUCAGCGACAGGAACCUAGUUGGAGAUGGAGUCGCUACAGUCCCAUCAGCGAAUGGAAAUGCAUUCCAGCUUCAUUCAGAGUUUUAACUUUUAGGCAAAGAUUGAACUCACGAUUCCAUGUCAAUGCUAUUUUAUACUGUUUUAACAUUUAUUUGUAAUUAUUGCUGAAAUCGCAUUUUAUUUGCUCGCUAAUCUGGCGAAUAGUAAUCCUGUGCCUACAUAGAUUUACUCGAAUUAAUAUUUCCAUUCAAUUAGUUUGUUUCCACCUCCACAAUAAACAUCUGCUCUUGAUUUUCUAGAAGUAACAGCUUUGAAAUUCAGACAAAAGUAAUGGCUAAUAUUUACCCAUUCAUAAAAUAGACAAGGCAAGAUAAACUCAAGUUGUUAGUUUUUUUUACACUAUUAUCCACAAUAACAAUCCUUAUCAUGUCCAGUAA
Molecule: messenger RNA, 5221 nt
Organism: Eleginops maclovinus (Patagonian blennie)
Lineage: Eukaryota; Metazoa; Chordata; Actinopteri; Perciformes; Eleginopidae
Gene: adgrd1
Product: adhesion G protein-coupled receptor D1
Exons: 26
Coding region: 410-3172 (920 amino acids)
Biological process (GO): adenylate cyclase-activating G protein-coupled receptor signaling pathway; cell surface receptor signaling pathway
Cellular component (GO): plasma membrane
Molecular function (GO): G protein-coupled receptor activity
Source: RefSeq, a predicted model, not a curated record